AUGUUGGUCGAUCCCCGUGAUGUGCAACAAGAGUUGUACAAAGUUGAGUACGUUGAAGGUAGCAAUGAAGCGACGCUCUACAAGUCAGUCCUUCCGGCUCCCUUUCGCGAUGAUGCUACCGAAUUCGAUGCUCGCCACCAUAGCAACACGGAGGUUCAAACUGGCAACAGAGCUGCACAUACUGUGUACAAAUGUUUGCCUCCUGAACAACGCUAUCAAAAGUUGACUCUGCGAUUCGGCCAUGAUGUCAAGUUGACAGAAGCUCCAUUUUGGAGUCACGCAUGGGGUUCAUGGGAGAGGGAACUGACACUGCUGAGUUGA
This is a messenger RNA of Seminavis robusta, 321 nucleotides long. NCBI's taxonomy places the organism in Eukaryota, Bacillariophyta, Bacillariophyceae, Naviculales, Naviculaceae. The record is from the annotation of a GenBank genome assembly.